Molecule: messenger RNA, 1930 nt
Organism: Ectocarpus siliculosus
Lineage: Eukaryota; Phaeophyceae; Ectocarpales; Ectocarpaceae
Source: the annotation of a GenBank genome assembly
CACCGAUGGGGACACGGAGGAGGUCAACUGCUCCCCGAGGGCGAAGCAAUUCUUCCGCCCAGAGCCAGCUCAACCGGCGACAAUCCCAGUGGAAUGUUCAGGCGGAGAGCAAGCCCACGCUUGCUCGGUGGGCUUGGAUCAGCGCGGGGUGUCUGUUGAUCUUGAGCGUAGCGCUGCGCUUGGCGAAUAGCAAUGCCAAGACCGCAGCCGUGCCGGUGCUGAAGCACGACGAGGCGGCGUGUGCUGAUGGUUGCUGGUGGGACAUAGAGUGCGCCCACUCGCACUACCGACCUAGGGUGGAGGGCUGCCACCCGACAGCCUGCGGACGCUUUGCGAAGCACGGCUUCCUCGACAAGCCGUCGGUGAGGCGCUUGAUCGCCAUGGCGGAGCGGGGCAUGGCGGGCUGCGGGGCCGACGUCCGAUCCGGCCGGAGCGGGGUGGGCGGGGGUCCGUGCAUCAUGGAUGUCAACAGUGGCUUCGUCAGGGCCUCGGGUGGGGAUAUUCGAAAUAUUUACGAGGGGGGGGAGGACGACGGGCUCGAGAGGCAGCCUCUGUACUCCGCUGAUGAUUACCAGUUCUACGGAGAAACGAUCGAGCGGAUCAGGGCCAAGGUGCAAGACUUGUUCGGCCUCGGGUUCCUUAUGUUCACCGCUCCGACGUUCAUCACGCGCAUACAGGGCCGAGAAGGGUGGCAACCCGAAUCCGCUCAUGACGAGUACUGGCACGUCCACGUCGACAAGAACAACACCCCGCACUACGACUACAGCGGUCUCCUCUACCUCAGUGAAGCCGGCGUGGACUUCGAGGGAGGGCUCUUUUCCUUCCAAGAAACGAGCGAAUCCCCUCCUGAAAUGAUCAUCGAGCCUGCACCGGGUCUCCUGUUGGCCUUCACGGCAGGCAUGGAGAACCCACAUCGGGCACACAAGGUCACAGCCGGGACUCGAUUCGUGCUGUCCUUCUGGUUCACUUGCGACCAGAGAAAAGAGUUCUCAUCGUUCUUGGACGGAAAGAUGCACAGGCGCUUCGACGGCGGCCCUAGACAAGAAUCAUGAUGAUGGGAAACGGGUAGUGAAAUCCCCCGGGAAAGGCUUUGGAGGAUAUUGUAGGUAUGAAUGAAGUACUAGGAGGUUGAGGUGGUCCUACUUGCUGUAUGCAGUCGAUUGUUGGGUGCUACGUAUAGUUGCCGAGUGAAUAGGCAGCCUUGUACAUGCCUUUCUAUCGUUCUCGCCUUGCGCGCCAAGAGUCCAUGCUGUGAAUCGUUUGUUGUCCCCCAAGCGAAAUAUUAAUGAAGGGGAAUUUUUCGGCCGCAGGGGGCAGUUGGCAGAACUUGAAGGAGAGGUAUUGUAUUUCUUAUCUUUCUUAGCGUACAUAGUGCUCUCGAAUUGUUGUCGGAGUGUUGCUGGGUCUAGACUGCGCGCGUCGAUGCCUUUGCCGUGAGGAGGGAUUGCUGAAUUUCGUUUCUAUUUUGAGUGCCAUGUCUUGUGGAAACAGGUUUUGCAGGUCUCUUGCCCGCGAAGGUUAAGGUUUGGUCAGCGGGGUCGCUGAUCGAUGGCUGCGUGGCCCAUGUUUCUGAAUUGAAGUGACUCGUUUAUGGCACGACACGGCAUAAGAAAGAAAUAUGGGUGCCCACAUCCAUGCCAAUCCCAAUUUUUACCCCGACGAUACCUCUGGAGGCAUGGCGACAUGCCAGGGGACAGUUUCACGUUUACCUCUACCGGAGACCGACGGCAGACCUCAGUGUCAGUAUUCUAGCUAUCUAUCUAUCUUUAGUUCAUUGAUUUUCGUGCUGGACGGCGGUUACAAAAUCCGUUGCCAGUUACAAGUUUACCCGUUUCUUGUAUCGGGUUGUCUGUGAUUAAGAACCACCGGUGGCUGUGUUUGUACAGCUCAGGCGAUAGUUUCAACUAGUGAUGCUUCGACGGACCCAGUC